Messenger RNA from Sporothrix brasiliensis 5110, 3666 nucleotides. RefSeq names its product DNA polymerase. Gene Ontology annotation, molecular function: transcription factor binding; rDNA binding. Bases 1 to 3666 code for a protein of 1221 amino acids. Lineage: Eukaryota; Fungi; Ascomycota; Sordariomycetes; Ophiostomatales; Ophiostomataceae. The record is from RefSeq and is a predicted model, not a curated record. Gene Ontology annotation, biological process: regulation of DNA-templated transcription. The transcript has a single exon. Gene Ontology annotation, cellular component: nucleolus.
AUGGGCAAGAGAAAGCGGUCGGGCAAGCCCAACGGCGGCCAGCAGAACGGCGCCACCAACAAGCGCGCCCGCAUCGUCGACAUGGACGACAGCGAUGCCGAGAACCAUACCAGCAGCAUUCUCCCUGUGAAGUUUGCGCCGGGCGAGAGCCCCGAAGAGAAGGAGGCUCUGCUGGAGAACAAGACCCUGUUCGCGUCGGACCUGUCGCGCGCCGACCACGACCGCGAGCGUCGCCUCUACAAGCUGCUGGGCAGCGCCGACGUCGAGGACCGCAUCCGGGCCGCCGACACGAUUGUGUCUGCUCUGCUGGGGAGCGGCUCUGCAUCCGUACCGGAGGCGGUGCUGCGGCGGCACCUCGAGCGGCGGCUGCUGCGCGGACUCGCCAGUGGCAGCGAGGCGGCCCGCGUCGGCUUCAGCUAUGUGCUGUCGGAGCUGCUGGGCCAACUGUUUGGACGCAGGGACGAGGACGAGGCCGCCGACGCCGCGAAGACGACCGAGUACGCCUCGACCUAUCCCAACCUGACGUUUGACCGCAUUCUCGAUCUGCUGCUCGAAAAGACCAAGCCGGCCGCCAACCUGCCCGGACAGGAAGAGCGUGACCACUACUGGGGCCUGCUGUUUGGCCUGCAGAGCUUUGUGGAGUCGGGCAUCUUGUUCGGCCCCGGCGACAACGGCCGCGUGCGCUACUGGGACACGCUGUUGCAGCACCUGCUGCAGCUCGGCCACAAGAAGGUGUGGCUGCGGUCGCAGGCGUGCUUUGUCGUCGUGCAGGCGAUUGCGCGGGGCCGCCUGCCCGACGAAGCGACGGUCGCCGCGACGCUGCAGACGGUGGCGUCGGAGGCCAGCGGCGACAGCCUGGCCAAGACACCCGAGGGCCUGGGCAUGUGGCUGGCCGCGCUGGCCCGCUUCCCCGAGAUGGCUCUACCGGCACCGUGGACGGCGCCGCUGGCGCCCGGCUCCCACAAGGACGUGGUGGCCGUGCUCAAGAACAGCGGCGGCGACAAUGACGGCAACAGCGAAGCGUCGUCGUCAAAGGCCGUUAAGCAGGGCAACGCUUCGGCCCAGCUGCACUUUGUGUGGGAUCUGUUGUUGGAUGCGCUGCUCGUGGGUGGCGCUGCCAAGCGCUUCGACGCCUUCUGGGUUGCCGUCGUGGACCAGGUCUACUUUGCCAAGGGCGCAUCCGACCACCAGAAGCUGACGGGCUUCAAGGUGUUCCAAAAGGCACUGGCGCUGUGCGCGGCUAUGGCCGACAAGUCAGCGGACGCCGACGCCGACGCCGACGCCGUCCACCCCAGUCUGUUCAGCAACAACCUGAUGGCCUGCCUGAUGAACCAGGCGUCCAACCCAACACCACGGUUGCACCGUGCCGCCGUCCAGGUGCUCAAAGUUAUUGAGCGCCAGGUCGAGGAGAACCCGCAUAUUCUGGUGCCCGUCCUCUCCUGUCUUCUUGGCAGCACGCCCCAGUCCCACGGCGUCUACGACUUUGACGAGCGCGUCAAGGGCACCGGCGACGGUACGCGGCCGGUGGAAAAGAUCCUGCGGUUUGCGGACGGUGACAGCAUCGAGGAUGUUGUCCGUCUGCUGCGCACGGGAGCUCUGCACGCACCUGACGCGAACGGCGAUCAGAAGCCGCUCCGGAUCUACGCCGAGUACCUCUUCCGCCUAGUCAGCCGUGCCGGCGCGGACACCACCGCUGCCAGCCAGGCUGGUGAGGUGUCUGUGAGCAGCAUCGCCUUCCAGGCGCUGGCCGAGCUGGCUUAUCCGACGGCCACCGUCACGGGUGGUGCUGCUCCCGAGACUAAAGAAAACGAAAAGUCAAAGAAGAAAAAGUCCAAGUCUGCUGCGCCGGCCCCUGCUUCCGACGCCACUGCUCCCUUCCCCGAACUCAACGAAAAGACCCUGGCCGCCUGCCGGAAAUCGUUGCUCUCGGCCGCUGGUGCCCUGCUUAAGCGCCCCGACGACUUUGCGUCGUUCUGCCGCACCAUGCACGCGAUCGAGCCUGCUUCGGUCGGUGUCGCCAUGACGAGUGAGAUUGAGGCGCGCGUUCUGGCUGCACGACAGCAGCUGAAGCAACUACUCGUCUCGUUCGAUGCUGCGCCCACCAAGGCGUCGAAGAAGAGCGGCGACGCCGCGGCAGCGUCGCGCGCCCGCCAGGGCCUUGCUGUCCUCUUGUCUGUGUCGCUGCUGCAGCUGUACCACGAGCCGCGGGCCGAUGCCAUCGAGGUGCUUGACGACAUCCAGGCGUGUGGUGACAAGCUGACGGCUGCGCUGGCCCGGAGUGGCAAGAAGGAGGAGGCUACGCACAAGGCGAAGAGGGGAAAGAAGGCGAAGAAGGCGAAGAAGGUAGAUGCUGAGGAAAAGGACGAUGAGGACGACGAGGACGACGAGGACGACGAGGACCACGACGAGGACCAUGAGCACGGCGAGCCCGACAUUGGCCAGGUCCUGACGGACGUCCUGCUUUCCCUGCUGGCCGAGUCGUCGCAGCUGACGCGCCAAACGUCGCUUCAGGUCUUUGAGGCGUUCACGCCGUUCAUGUCGGCCGAGGCCCUGGAUAACCUGACGGAUGUGCUGGCGGCGGAGGAGAACACGUCUGGGUACCGCACGCUGUUCAACCAGGAGGAUGAGGAUGAAGAGGAGGACAGUGACGAUGAAGACGGUGAGAACGACGACGACGACGACGACGACGACGACGACGACGACGACGACGACGACGACAGCGUCGAGAUGAUGGACAUGGACGCAGACGGCGACGUGACGGCACUGGCGGAGGGUGUGGAGUCGAGCGACGAGGAGGACAGCGACGAUAGUGACGAUGCGUCGUCAGAUUCAGAUGACGAGGAGGUAGAUGUCGACAAGGACAAGCCGAACGGCAAGAAGGCUGGCGGAGACGAUGCCGCCGACGACAGCCUCGAGGCCGCUCUCCGCAAGACGUACGGCGGUAUUCUACUGGAAGACGGUGACGGCAAGGACGGAGACAAUAGUGACGACGACAGCGACAACGAGUCGGACAUGAGCGACGACGCCAUGCUGCGCCUCGACGACCACCUGGCCAACCACCUCGCCAUUAUCCGCAAGAAGACCGACAGCCACAAGAAGGAGCGCGACGAGGCCCGCAAGCGUGUCGUCGCGUUCAAGCACCGCGUGCUCGACCUGGUCGAGACGUACGUCAAGAAGGCGUCGUCGUCUCUCGCAGAGACCAACCUGCUCCUGCUCUUCCGCCUGCUCUUCCGCCUGCUCCUGCCGCUGGUCCUGCUGAUCCGUGACACCAAGGAGCCUGCCCUGUCGCAGAAAGCGGCGCGCAUCGUCCAGGAGGUGCCGCGGCAGCUGAAGAAGGGCCGGUCGUCGUCGUCCUCGACCGAGGCAGCUGUCGACCUCGACGACGCUGUUGGCAUCCUCGAGGAGCUGCACGGGGCGGCCAACGACAAGACGGAGAACCGGGCCUUUGCGGCCGCCGUGUCGACGGCCAGUCUGGCGAUUGCAUCCACGCUGUGGGCGGCGACGGCCCCUGCGAGCGACGAGCGCACGGCCGCCUACCAGCGCGUCGCGGACGUCUACCGGUCGACACAGGACCGGUGGGUGCUCGACGGCUGGAGCGUGCGGACGUCGCUGUUUACCGACUGGUACAACUGGUGCCAGAACGCCGCGCGGGGGAGCGGUGCAUAG